CGCCGCUGCCACUGCCGCGGGCCGCCCCCGCCGCGCCGGCCUGGGCUCAAGCUGCCAGCGCCGCCGCAGCCGCCACCGGAGCGGGAGCGGGAGCCCGACCGUGCUGGGCUGGGCUGGGCUGGGCUGGGGCGGGCGCAGGGCGCAGGGGCGGGCGCGCGGGGGAAGACGCACGGGCGGGCUCGGCUCUCCCGGGGAGCGGCCCGGGACUGCACCCGGACCAGCGCCUCCCCGCUCCGCGCUGCCCUCGGCCUCGCCCCGGGCCCGGGCGGAUGAGCCGCGCGCCCGGGGGACAUGGAAGCGCUGACGCUGUGGCUUCUCCCCUGGAUAUGCCAGUGCGUGUCGGUGCGGGCCGACUCCAUCAUCCACAUCGGUGCCAUCUUUGAGGAGAACGCAGCCAAGGACGACAGGGUGUUUCAACUGGCCGUAUCCGACCUGAGCCUCAACGAUGACAUCCUGCAGAGCGAGAAGAUCACCUACUCCAUCAAGGUCAUCGAGGCCAACAACCCGUUCCAGGCCGUCCAGGAAGCCUGUGACCUCAUGACCCAGGGGAUUUUGGCCUUGGUCACGUCCACCGGCUGUGCAUCCGCCAACGCCCUGCAGUCCCUCACGGACGCCAUGCACAUCCCCCACCUCUUUGUCCAGCGCAACCCGGGGGGGUCACCGCGCACCGCCUGCCACCUGAACCCUAGCCCCGAUGGCGAGGCCUACACACUGGCCUCGAGACCGCCAGUCCGCCUCAACGACGUCAUGCUCAGGCUGGUGACAGAGCUCCGCUGGCAGAAGUUCGUCAUGUUCUACGACAGCGAGUACG
Messenger RNA from Propithecus coquereli (Coquerel's sifaka), 811 nucleotides. RefSeq names its product glutamate receptor ionotropic, delta-1-like. NCBI's taxonomy places the organism in Eukaryota, Metazoa, Chordata, Mammalia, Primates, Indriidae. The transcript is spliced from 3 exons. The record is from RefSeq and is a predicted model, not a curated record. The annotation marks the transcript as partial.